CGGCUGCGGGGGCUGACGCCUCGCCAGCGCCGUCUCUGCCGACGCCAGCCGGAGCUGGUCGCGCCCCUGCUGGAGGGCGUCCGCCUGGGCACGGCAGACUGCCAGCACCGGUUCCGACACGGCCGCUGGAACUGCCACGCGCUCGGCCAGCACCUCGACUUCGGUCACGUGCAGGUCAAAGGAACGCCCGAGGCUGCCGUCAUGUACGCGCUGCAGAGCGGCGCCGCCACGCACGCCGUGUACGCCGCGUGCCGGAGCGGCCGCCUGGUCGGCUGCGAGUGCCGGCCCCUGCCGCGCGACACGAGGUCGGCCGACGUCUGGAAGUGGGCCGGGUGCCGCGCCGGCCUGCUGUUCAGCGGGCGGCGCGCGCGUCGCUUCCUCAACGCGCGCGAGACGGAGCACGACGCGCGCAGUCUGAUGAAUCGCCACAACAACAGGGUCGGCGUCAAGGCGGUGACACGCGGCAGCCGACGCCGCUGCCGCUGCUACGGUCCCUCCGGCACGUGCUCCCUGCGCACCUGCUGGCUGGACGCGCCCACCGCCUUCCGCUCGCAGCUGGUGGAGCUGGCGCCGAGCGGACGCGCGCUGCAGCUGGUCGGCUCGAGCGCGGCACCCGACCGCUCGCAGCUGGUGCACCUCGUGCCGUCGCCCAGCUACUGCGAGCCCGACGCGGAGAGCGGCUACAACGGCACGGCCGGCCGCCAGUGCCGCAAGCAACGGGCGCUUCCAGGAAACUGCGAAUACCUUUGCUGCGGCAGGGGGUAUAACACGCGCAUCACGCAUCGACGGUAUUGCUGUAACUUCCACACCAGUGCGGCCGAGCCCACUACGUGCCAGCAGCGAACAACAGUCAGAACUUGUCAGUGACAGAAGUGGAGUGGUUCAUUUGUGCCGAGUGGGCGUUUGCCACUCAGCCAAGAGGUCAGUGAUUUUGUGGUAGUGACAAAAUAUAUGCCCGGCCACAAGAUCCGGGCAGAGCGAUGUACAGGAUCCGGGGUUUUCUACAUAACUAUUUGGACUCGUGCACGUCAGACGCGUUUUGAAAUGGUAAGCACCCGGAUCCGGGAUCCUUCGAUGAUAUUAUCUUCACUUGAGUCCCAGAGUAUCCUUUAGAAGGCUACUAGUCAGAGAUGGUGUUGAAGAUGAUGAUCUUGAAGCCGAACGCAGUACCGAUGUGACUGGCCGUCACUCAGUCAGCGCGGAUGCACCAAUGCUCAAUAGAUGGCGCGCAAAAGCGUGCUCUUCCGUGGCUCUUCGCGUGACCCGGUGAAUGGCAAUUUUGACUCUUCGUGUGGCCUAGUAUAUGUUAAUUUUGUCUCUUCGUCUUUUUGUUCCUUUGUUUUCUUACGAAAACAAAGUCAAGGAAGAUCCUGAUCUCACGUGCAGCUAAUCAUGUCACCCUGUGGAAAAUAGUAGUUCUAAACAAGGUUGUGAUCGGUCGUUUUACGAGUGUGACGUAGGUGAUUUGCUGUGCAGCAGCUGCUGGCUGUUUUCAAGCCUUGUUACGUGAUCACUGUUCUUCGUCUAUGUGAUUAAACUGUUCA
This is a messenger RNA of Pollicipes pollicipes, 1544 nucleotides long. RefSeq names its product protein Wnt-7b. The record is from RefSeq and is a predicted model, not a curated record. The annotation marks the transcript as partial. The transcript is spliced from 5 exons. Gene Ontology annotation, cellular component: extracellular region. Gene Ontology annotation, biological process: canonical Wnt signaling pathway; neuron differentiation; multicellular organism development. Gene Ontology annotation, molecular function: frizzled binding; cytokine activity. NCBI's taxonomy places the organism in Eukaryota, Metazoa, Arthropoda, Thecostraca, Pollicipedomorpha, Pollicipedidae.